Molecule: messenger RNA, 8309 nt
Organism: Oxyura jamaicensis (ruddy duck)
Lineage: Eukaryota; Metazoa; Chordata; Aves; Anseriformes; Anatidae
Gene: ABCC4
Product: ATP binding cassette subfamily C member 4
Exons: 31
Coding region: 38-4030 (1330 amino acids)
Biological process (GO): transmembrane transport
Cellular component (GO): plasma membrane
Molecular function (GO): ATP binding; ABC-type transporter activity; ATP hydrolysis activity
Source: RefSeq, a predicted model, not a curated record
GAGGGAGGGACGGGGGGGAGGCUGGCCGGCCGGCGGCAUGGAAGCGGUGCCCCGCGAGGAGAAGCCCAACCCGCUGCGGGAUGCCAACCUCUGCUCCCGGCUCUUCUUCUGGUGGCUGAAUCCCUUAUUUAUUAUUGGCCACAAACGGAAACUUGAAGAAGAUGAUAUGUAUAAAGUGCUGCCAGAAGAUUCCUCAGAGAAGCUGGGAGAGGAGUUGCAGUGGUACUGGGAUAAAGAGGUGCAAAAAGCAAAAAAGAGAGGAAAAACACCCCAUUUAACAAAAGCGAUUAUUCUUUGUUACUGGAAGUCCUAUUUAGUUUUUGGAAUUUUCACAAUGAUUGAGGAAACCCUCAAAAUAGUUCAACCAAUUUUUUUGGGAAAAAUUAUUAAUUAUUUUGAAAACUACGAUCCCUCAGAUGAGGUAGCUUUGAAUUUUGCGUAUUGCUACGCAGCUGCUCUGUCUGUGUGCACACUUAUUCUCGCUAUAAUGCACCACUUAUACUUCUAUCAUGUACAGCGGGCUGGCAUGAAGCUGAGGGUAGCUAUGUGUCACAUGAUUUAUCGGAAGGCACUGCGUCUCAGUAACGUAGCUAUGGCAAAAACUACCACUGGCCAAAUAGUAAAUCUUCUGUCAAAUGACGUGAACAAAUUUGAUCAGGUAACAAUUUUCCUGCACUUCCUGUGGGCUGGACCAAUUCAAGCUGUGGCAGUAACAGUGCUUCUCUGGAUGGAAAUAGGCCCAUCAUGUCUCGCAGGAAUGGCAGUUCUGAUUAUUCUUCUUCCUAUACAAACCUGCAUCGGGAGGCUUUUUUCUUCCCUAAGAAGUAAGACAGCUGCAUUUACAGAUGUCAGGAUUAGAACCAUGAAUGAAGUCAUAAGUGGCAUGAAGAUAAUAAAGAUGUAUGCUUGGGAAAAAUCAUUUGCGGAACUUGUGAGUGGUUUGAGAAGGAAGGAGAUUGCCAUGGUUAUGAAAAGCUCCUACCUUCGAGGAUUGAACUUAGCCUCUUUCUUUGUGGCAAGCAAAAUAACAGUGUUCAUGACUUUCAUGGCGUAUGUACUACUUGGCAACGUUAUCUCUGCAAGCCGGGUGUUUGUAGCAGUGUCCCUGUAUGGUGCAGUGAGGCUGACAGUAACUCUGUUCUUCCCUGCGGCUGUUGAGAGAGUAUCCGAGGCGGUGGUUAGCAUACGACGAAUCAAGAACUUCCUGAUACUUGAUGAGGUCUCACACUUCAAGCCACAGCUGCAUGGUAGUAACGAGAAUGUCAUUCUUCAUGUUCAGGAUUUGACUUGCUAUUGGGAUAAGAGUUUAGAAAGCCCAGCACUUCAGCAACUUUCAUUUACUGUUAGACGAGGGGAAUUGCUGGCUGUGAUUGGUCCUGUAGGAGCUGGAAAAUCUUCACUCUUAAGUGCUGUGCUUGGUGAGCUGCCUAAAGACAAAGGUUUGAUAAAUGUUACUGGGAGAAUCGCUUACGUUUCUCAGCAGCCUUGGGUGUUUUCUGGUACAGUAAGAAGUAAUAUACUCUUUGACAAGGAAUAUGAGAAAGAAAAAUACGAGAAAGUUUUAAAAGUCUGUGCUCUUAAAAAGGACUUGGAAUUACUAGCAGAUGGUGACCUAACAGUCAUAGGAGAUCGUGGAGCUACGCUGAGUGGGGGACAGAAGGCCCGUGUAAAUCUGGCCAGAGCUGUGUAUCAAGAUGCAGACAUCUAUCUUUUGGACGAUCCACUGAGUGCAGUAGAUGCUGAAGUUGGAAGACAUUUGUUUGAAAAAUGUAUUUGUCAGGCUUUACAUCAGAAGGUAUCUGUUUUGGUGACUCACCAGUUGCAAUAUCUCCGUGCUGCAACUCAGAUUCUAAUCUUAAAAGAUGGUAAAAUGGUGGGGAAAGGUACCUAUUCAGAGUUCCUGAGGUCUGGCAUCGACUUUGCUUCCCUUUUGAAAAAAGAUGAGGAGGCAGAACAGCCGUCAGUUCCAGGAACCCCCAACCUGAAGGCCUCCCGCAGCCGUACCUUUUCGGAGUCCUCUGUCUGGUCUCAGGAUUCAUCUGUCCACUCGAUGAAAGAUGGAGCGGUGGAGCAACCACCUGCUGAAAAUGCAUUGGCUGCAGUGCCAGAGGAGAGUCGCUCUGAGGGAAAAAUAAACUUUAAGGUUUACAGAAAAUAUUUCACUGCGGGAGCAAACUACUUUGUGAUUUUUAUACUUAUUGUAUUUAAUAUUUUGGCACAGGUGGCAUAUGUGCUCCAGGACUGGUGGCUUUCUUACUGGGCAAAUCAUCAAGAAAAGCUGAAUGUCACAACAAAUGGAAAUAAUGGAGCAAAUGAGACCGAACAUCUAGACCUUAAAUUUUAUUUGGGAAUUUACGCAGGUUUAACGGUGGCUACAAUACUGUUUGGCAUAAUAAGAAGUCUUCUGGUGUUUCAAGUUCUUGUUAAUUCUGGUCAGACUUUGCACAACAAAAUGUUUCAAGCCAUUCUGAAAGCUCCUGUCUUGUUUUUUGACAGAAAUCCUAUUGGAAGAAUCUUAAAUCGUUUCUCAAAAGAUAUUGGCCAUCUGGAUGACUUGCUUCCAUUGACGUUUUUGGACUUUGUGCAGACUCUCCUACAGAUUUUUGGUGUGGUAGCUGUGGCUGUGGCAGUGAUUCCUUGGAUACUCAUCCCCUUAAUUCCGCUAUUUAUUCUUUUCAUUUUCCUUCGACGAUAUUUCUUAGACACUUCAAGAGAUAUUAAACGUCUAGAAUCCACAACUCGAAGUCCAGUGUUCUCCCACUUGUCAUCAUCCCUCCAGGGACUUUGGACUAUUCGGGCUUUGAAAGCAGAGGAAAGAUUUCAAAAACUAUUUGAUGCACACCAAGACCUCCACUCAGAGGCCUGGUUUCUAUUUUUGACGACCUCGAGGUGGUUCGCUGUGCGUCUGGAUGCCAUCUGUGCCAUUUUUGUUAUAGUGGUUGCUUUUGGUUCCCUGCUUCUCGCCAAGACUUUGAAUGCGGGGCAGGUUGGUUUGGCGCUAUCUUACGCAAUCACUCUCAUGGGAACGUUCCAGUGGGGUGUUAGGCAAAGUGCUGAAGUUGAAAACCUGAUGAUAUCAGUAGAAAGAGUAAUGGAAUACACAGAUCUUGAAAAAGAAGCCCCUUGGGAAACCAACAAGCACCCACCGCCUGAAUGGCCAAGUCAAGGAAUGAUAGCAUUUGAAAAUGUUAACUUCACGUACAGUCUAGAUGGACCUUUGGUGUUAAGGCAUUUGUCUGUUGUAAUUAAACCAAAAGAAAAGGUUGGAAUUGUGGGAAGAACCGGAGCUGGGAAGAGCUCUCUUAUAGCAGCCCUCUUUCGGUUGGCUGAACCUGAAGGAAGGAUCUGGAUUGAUAAGUACUUGACAUCAGAGCUAGGCCUUCAUGACUUAAGGAAGAAAAUUUCAAUUAUACCUCAGGAGCCUGUUUUAUUCACUGGAACUAUGAGGAAAAACUUAGACCCUUUCAACGAAUACACUGAUGAAGAUCUGUGGAAUGCCUUGGAAGAGGUACAACUGAAGGAGGUUGUGGAAGAUCUGCCUAAUAAAAUGGAGACACAGCUGGCAGAAUCUGGGUCUAAUUUUAGUGUUGGUCAGAGACAGCUGGUAUGUCUUGCCAGAGCGGUUCUAAAAAAGAAUCGGAUCCUUAUCAUUGAUGAAGCAACAGCAAAUGUGGACCCAAGAACAGAUGAGUUCAUUCAAAAGACGAUCCGUGAAAAGUUUGCUCAGUGCACGGUGCUGACCAUUGCACACCGCUUGAACACCAUUAUCGACAGCGACCGGAUUAUGGUUUUAGAUGCUGGAAGACUAAAAGAAUAUGGUGAACCUUACAUUUUGCUACAAGAAAAAGAUGGCUUGUUUUACAAAAUGGUGCAACAAGUGGGCAAGACUGAAGCAGCUUCCCUGUUUGAAACAGCAAAACGGGUUUACUUCAGUAAGAAUUAUCCAGAAGUUGUUCAGAACGGUCAGCUUGCUGCAGACUCCUCGCUGGAUCCUUCCUCAGGAUUAUGCAUAACUGAAACUGCACUGUGAUUCCUAAUAACCACGGUUGUUUUCCAUAGAAUGUAAAGCUGAGAACAUCCAAACUCUCGAUGUUUUCAAGGGUCAACGGGAGAGGAAAGGGAGGGGGCGAUUCUUUGCACUGGACAUCCUUUCUAUUUAAUCCUGAGAAGAAAAUCUUUACUCUCCCUGUUUGUUCAAUUUCAGUGCAAUAUGUUUUCCUUUCCAGAUAUAAUUAUGUUUGUAUUGCCAAGGAAAUUAGGCAGACUCAGUUUUUAUGUGGAAGUUAGGAGGUAGAGAUCUCUUUUAUUUAAACAGGUGCAGGACACCUCACAGGUCUAGGGUGUAUAUUUGGAAUUUGUUAAAACAAAAGAUUGGAAUGUAUCCCUUUGCUCUUCCGGAGAUAUUUUGAGAGCAGUCAAAAACAAAUUUUGCUGAGCGUCGCUUUACCUCGACAGCUGUGCCUAAACAGUGGGUUUGGUAGCAGACAUCUUAGUUGUCUAACGCAGCUGUCUUCCUACCUGUCAUACGUUGUCAUGCAGGUUGACAGAAGAAAGAAUUGAAGAAGCCAAAAAUACUUUUCCUUUUUGAUAGCAAAAAGUACUAUAUACUUAUUUUUUUGAUCAUUCAAGUAGUGCUGUUCAAGAUGAAUGUAAAUAUGUUUUAUUUUGCUGAAAUCCAAAUGCUGAAAAAAUCAAUCUCAAUCUUCUAUACUUUAGAAGAAAAUUACCACGUUUGCACUGAAGAAAUAUUUAAAUAAUUUAACAUACAUUCCUCUUUUUAUCCAGGUUAUCAAAGAAAAAAAGUAUUAAAAUAACUUGAGGAAAUCUUUGAAUGACAUGUCAUUAUACCUAAAUACCAUGUAGUACAAAGUUAUCUUCAACACAACACAUGGAAACGUAUACGUUAUUUGCAUUUAUUGUGCCUUAAUAUUUGUGCCUUCAAGCCAAAGCUGUAACUGCAGGGUACACAACAAAUUCAUUAAAUACAUGUUAAAAAUAUUUAGCCUUAGUAUAUUUAAAAUUUUGCAUCAGGGGAUCUGGUGAACUCGAGCUGUUUGAAGUUACCAUCCUACUGGAAUAGGUAGGAAAGUACAACCUGUAGAUCGGAAUGGCUGUUGCAAAUAGCGAGGAGAAUGCAGUGAGAGAGAGAUUCUGUAUUUGUAAGUUAUGUCCUGAUUUAGCAAAGCACUUUAGCAUAAAGGCACUAUUCCCCUACUUUAAAAAAUCAAGCAAGUGCUACGCUGCUUCAGAUUUUUUUUUCAUGUUUAGUGAGAGAGCUACCCUUUGAGGUCCAGUACCAAAUAAAUCCAUUCAUCUUACUGUUUAAAGUAAGACACUAAAAAGCAACACAUCUCUUCAGGAUACAGAAAAUACCGUGCUUUAAAAAAUAUAUUGAAGAUGCUCGCGUUACCGUUGUAAGAUAAAUAUUAUUUACCCAAUGUUCACCCAGUGGUCUAAAGGUAAGGCAAACACAAAUGUUUCCUGUUUCAAGCUGUUCUACCAGCAAAUAACUAACUGAAAUACAAAAUUACUCUCUCCUUGUUGAGAAUUAAAUUGAAGCCAAAGCCUGUGACUGAGGGCUGGGGCUCAUCUAGGACUUUGUCCCGUGUAGAAGUUGGUGACAAGAGGCAGAAUCGUCAUUCUCCUGCUGCAGCAGCUUCCCUGCCGUGGGGCUCGCUGUCCUGCUGUGAGGUACCAGGAGAGGGGGGAGGUCCUCUUACUGCCGCCGCUCCCACCAGCUGGGGUGGAGGGAAAAAAGGCAAACAUUGGGUGUCUGGCUUGCUGCUAACAUCCUCCUGUACUGUUAGCAGGAAGCUACAAAAUAAAAUGCCGUUGCCCCUAGCUUUCUUUUGGCAGGUUAGGAGACUUCUUCUGUGGGGCGCAGCUGACUACAACAAAUGUCUUUGAGAUCAGUGGAAUUGGACUUCAUGCAGUGAUGCAUAACAUGAGUCUUGUGCUAUGUCUGGUGCUAAAUAAAAGGCAGACAAGUGCGUGUCCCCAGAGCCAAGUAGCACAGAUUGACUCAUGUAAGCAGCAAGCUCAUAGCUAAUUCUUAGGGCACACCAGCCACAUCCCCUUUUCUGUAUCACUGCCCUUGGUCUUCGCUGGGCUUGUGCAGUCCCCUUAUGUUCCUAGCCCACAUUUAUCAUCUAGUGUGUUUUGUUAUCUUUCCCUUUCCGAUUGUCUGAAAUAAGGAUUCUGCAGCUCAGUAGAGUGGUGGUUGUAUUGCAGAGGUAUGUGAAGAUGUAGAGAAGUGUUUGACUGAAAAGUCACAUGGGAUAAUGCUGGGGGACUGUGCAGCGUGAAGAAAGCUCAGCCUUGCGUGCUUGUCUGUAACUGCCUUUUGGAAGGGAUCCACAGUAUGAACCAUGUCCAAACUCUGCUUGAGCAUUGUCGUGGAGAGAUCUAGCUGGUGUGCGCCAAAGCAAAGCUGGAGUGAGCCGACUCCAAGUAGUGCAGACAGGUAACAGGGGCUGGCGCAUGAGCUCGUGUGCUUACCUUGUUUAUUGAGCAGUUUGGACAUAUCCACAGGGUCUAGCUGUGUGUUAUGAUACUGAAUUCUUUUGAUUUCUAAACAGUUAGUUCUUCCACGAGAAUAAGUAUGACACUAGGACUUCUAAAUACUCUUAAGAGAACAGUACAUUCUCCUGGCCAUAUACCCUGGUUUUAAUUUUUAUCAAAAUGGAGGAGAUGUGCAUGUGUACAUCAAGGGUAUAAUUACAGUUUUAGUUCAUUUCAGCUCUGAAAUGAAUCUAUGGUAAGUUACAUUUCAGAGCAGAACUCCAAAACGCUGGCUGCUGCAGACUCACUGGUAUGAGACCCUGACAGAUCGAGCUAUCAAUCUGUGAGCUAGAAUUAAUUUGAUCCUGUAGCUUUCUGAAUGCACACAAAAAAUGCAAGGUAUCUCUGAAAAUGCUGAUUCUGCUUCUUCACAUGUUUUGACAGGACAUUGCUAGCUGUAGGUAUCAAAAACCAAAUCUUUAAAAAAUCACACUUGAAAACCAUACACUUCUGAAUAGAACAGCUGCUAGUGAGUCGCCUGUGUCUGUUGUUGCCAUUAUGUCCAUCCUUUUAGUGUAAAGUAACAAAAAUGUUUUAAUCAGAUUUUUGUUGUUUAGGUUUUGUUGUUGUUGUUGAGAGUUGUUUUUGUUUAGAUGACUGUUGUUAAGAUUGACCCACCCGUUUAAUCUUACGUGAGCGACAAAGUGCACCGUACCUGAACGGCUGAACUCAGGUCAGGAAUGAAAAAGGCCUUCCUUUGUUGGAAGUCUUUAUCUGUUAAACGUACAAAUUAUCUCUCCAGCAAGGUGUUUUGUGUUUCAUUUUAAAGAAAAGUUCAAAUGGUCGUAAACUUCCACUUUGGAAAAUUUCGUGCUUUAUUUGGGAAGAGUAAAGCUGGGUAUUUUUAGCUACAUUCCUUCAUGGGGAUCUUGGAAAAAGAACUCAAUCUUCUGAGUUAUUAAAGCCUUUAAAACGUUUUUUCACCUUGAGGUGCCUUAAAGUAUUCCACAGUCUUAUUUCUAACGGGUAUAACUUUAUGCAGUAAUGCUGCAAAUCUUCAGUUGUGGAACUGCUGUUUGGUUGGUUUAAAAGUCUAGGAACAGCCUCUACUCUAAAGAACAGGUUUUUUUCAGACAUUAAUUUCGGUCUCUCUUUGCUCCUUCUUAAAAGACCACUGGGAGACUCAACGCCAACAUGGUUCUUCAGAACUGGUUAUCUCCAGUUUUGCUUAGUUUAAGGGCAAAAUUCUGCUUGGUGAGCUGAAGCAGAGCUCAUUUGCCAGAUGGGCGUAGUCUUCUGCUCAUACCCGCCUUGGAAGGUGGAGGACCUUCUUCUGACCAAGAUCAGGAAUGCUGUUUUCUUUAAGUGAUAUUGACAGUUUCUUUUAAUUUUCCCAGUACGUGCUUGAAGUAAGAUUGCAGAAAGAAUGAGAAGGGGACAAAGGAUCCAAACGGUAUAGAUACUUUACUGAAAAUGCUGCUUUUUGUAUUAAUCUGUCCCUUCCAAACAUCUCACUUUGAAGUUUGCCCCCUUUUUUUUUGAGGGGGGGAAAAAAAAAUAUUUACUUACAUCACCUGCUCUCUGUGAUGGUGAUGAGCUUCUGACACUUCAGCAGAAGAAUGUGGCUUUCUCUCUCUGUUUUACAUUGUGUAACAUCGCACUGCUUUUUCAUCAUUUUAACUCUGUUUUUGUUUUGUUUUGUUUUUGCAUUUGUGUAAUAAUUUGAUUUUUUUAUUGCUAUGGAAUGAUUACUUUUGUUGACGUUCACAUGACAGCUCCUGUUGUACAAUAAAAAGCGUUUCUCAGAA